Gaeumannomyces tritici R3-111a-1 is the source of this 1495-nucleotide messenger RNA. RefSeq lists its product as hypothetical. Lineage: Eukaryota; Fungi; Ascomycota; Sordariomycetes; Magnaporthales; Magnaporthaceae. The record is from RefSeq and is a predicted model, not a curated record. The transcript has 2 exons. Gene Ontology annotation, cellular component: cytosol. The coding region runs from base 266 to 1348 and encodes 360 amino acids. Gene Ontology annotation, molecular function: NAD binding; glyoxylate reductase (NADPH) activity; hydroxypyruvate reductase [NAD(P)H] activity.
CAAUUGCGGAAUGCAGCCGUAACUCUGGCAAAAGAGGAGCACAGGUUUCGCGGGGAAGCUGAGGGUCCCUGCCGAGAUCGCAGCCAAGAGAAUCCAUGUAAACCGGAGGAGGCAACUUCCAUUACCGCCAUGUUCGACCCGUGCCUACAUUCCUUCCCAUUGCGAUCGUUUGUAUUUUCUUCACUCGAGAGAGACCACCCACAGACAAAGAGACAAACUUGAGAUAUUGACUGCGCCACCCAAACACAGCCCCCCGCCCCUGAAAAUGACGGCCCAAAACGGCCUCCCCGCCCCCGCCGGCGGCAAGCCCACGGUCCUGCACCUGGGCGACCCCGUCGAAUUCGGCCACGAGCUGUACGCGCAGCUGCAGGAGCGCUUCAACGUGGUGCGGCCGACGCUGGAGGAGCGGCAGCGGCCGGCCUUCCUGCGGGCGCUCCGCGAGGGAAAGUGGGGCGACUUCGCCGCCGUCUUCAAGCCCUUCUGGAACACGGGCGGCGAGAUGGGCCGCUGGGACCGCGAGCUGAUCCCGCUCCUGCCGCCGUCCUUCAAGGUCUACGCCGCGGCCGGCGCGGGGUUCGACUGGGCCGACGUCGACGUCAUGGCUGAGAGGGGAAUCAUAUACUGCAACGGCGCCGGGGCCUCGACCGAGGCCGUGGCCGACAUGGCCGUCUACCACAUCCUGUCCGUCUUCCGCAACAUGCAGUGGUCCAACAUGGCGGCCCGCGGUGGCGACCCGGACGCCUUCCUCGACGCCCACCGCAACGCCCCCGUGGGCGCCCGCAACCCGGCCGGCCACGUGCUCGGCGUCGUCGGGCUCGGCCGCAUCGGCCAGCGCGCCGCCCAGAAGGCGCACGCCGCCUUCGGCAUGCGCAUCGCCUACCACGACGUCGCGCCGCGGUCGGCCGAGCAGACGGCCGGACUGGGCGCCGACCUCAAGGGGUACGAUUCCCUCGAGGAGAUGCUCCCGCACGCCGACUGCGUACUCAUGGCCGCCCCGACGCAGCCCGACGGCAAGCCAAUCCUAAAGAGGAAGCACAUUUCGAUACUCAAGAAGGGCGCGCGCGUCGUCAACAUCGGGAGGGGCACGCUGCUGGACGAGGAGGCGCUGGCGGAUGCGCUCGACAGCGGAGCCGUGUAUUCGGCCGGGCUGGACGUGCAUGCCAAUGAGCCGCACGUCAGUGCGAGGUUGCGGGCGCACCGCAAAGUCAGCUUGACGUCGCAUACGGGGGGUGGUGCGCUCGAAACCACCAUGGGAUUCGAGGCGCUCAGCAUGCAAAAUGUGCUGGCAGUCCUAGGUGGAAAGAAACCACUGACACCAGUGAAUCUUCACCUGUUCAAAAAGACCUAGAGGCGGGGGCCGGUGAGCCACGCUAGUCUAGGCAGGGCAAUCAAUGUUGAUAGAUGGAAUGCCAAGAGCACAGACGCCCAUCACACUAUUGCCCAGCACGAGUCGAAGACGGUGUGCAUGACGGCGCGUAUUGGUGGCGUCUUGGCG